Messenger RNA from Dryobates pubescens (Downy woodpecker), 1367 nucleotides. It is a transcript of the gene CLN3, whose product is annotated as CLN3 lysosomal/endosomal transmembrane protein, battenin. The record is from RefSeq and is a predicted model, not a curated record. Gene Ontology annotation, cellular component: lysosome; membrane. Gene Ontology annotation, biological process: regulation of intracellular pH; lysosome organization. Lineage: Eukaryota; Metazoa; Chordata; Aves; Piciformes; Picidae.
AUGGCGGCGGCCGCGGAGGGGGAGCAGGAGGAGCAGGAGCUGCUGCUGCCGCCGGGCAAGGACCCUCCGGAGCCUCCCAGCUCCCACUGGAGAGAUGCAGCUGGGUUCUGGCUCCUGGGCCUGGCCAAUAACCUUCCCUAUGUGCUGAUGCUCAGCGCCGCUCGCGACAUCCUGGAGCCCCACCAGGGGGCGCUGGUGCCCCCAGCCCCCCGCAACGGCUCCAGGUUCGACUGCAACCCAAUGUCCACAGGGGCCGUCCUAUUGGCUGACAUCGUCCCCACCCUGCUGCUGAAGCUGGCCGCACCCUUCGGCCUCCACCUCCUCCCCUAUUGGCCCAGGGUCCUUGUCUCCGCCUUCUGCGCCUGGGGCAGCUUCUCAUUGGUCGUCUGGGCCAAGGGCGUGGCUGUCAGCCUGGGGGGUGUGGCCUUGGCCAGCGUGGCCUCGGGACUGGGGGAAUUGACCCUCCUGGCGCUGGCAGCUUCCUACCCCAGCUGCGGCCUCACCUAUUGGUCGUCGGGAACGGGCGCGGCUGGGCUGGUCGGGGCCCUGGCCUAUGAGGCACUGCGAGGGGCGGGGCUCUCCCUACGCCACGCCCUAUUGGUCGGCCUGGUGCUGCCCCACGUGACCCUGCUCAGGUCGGUGAUUGGUGGAGCGACUCUUGCCCCAGAGCCGCUCCCUUCCCUGCCGAUUGGCUGUGGGGCAGGCCCCACCCCUUCACUUCUGGCCAAUCCCUGCAGCUUCUUCUUCCUCCUGACCCCACCCCCUUCUUUGGCCUCACCCACCCCUGGCCACACCCCUCAGGAUGAGGCCCCACCCACAGAAGGCACUGCGCAGGGAGUGCAGCCAAUGAGAGGAGGAGAAAAGUGGAGAGUGGGAAAGCUGGCCCUGGCCCAUGCAGCUCCCCUGCUCCUGGUUUACUUCGCCGAGUACCUGAUCAACCAGGGCCUGCUGGAGCUGCUUUACUUCCCCAAGUCCUCCUUGACCCACGGCGACCAAUACCGGAGCUAUCAGCUGCUGUACCAGGCUGGGGUCUUCCUGGCGCGCUCCUCCCCGCGCUGCCUGCGCCUGCGCCGCAUCUGGCUGCUGGCCCUGCUGCAGGUCCUGAACGCUGUUCUCCUAUUGGCUGCCGUCCUGGUGCCCUUCCUGCCGGGAUUGGCCGCUGCUUUUGUCCUGAUUGGCUGGGAAGGUCUGGUCGGGGGCGGAGCUUACGUCAACACCUUCCUGAACGUGGCUGAGGAGGUGGAGCCCCAGGGGCUGGGCCUGGCCAUGACGGUCGCGGCAUUGGCUGACACAGUUGGCAUAGCCCUGGCAGGGGGCGUGGCCAUGGGCGUCCACCAAUGGCUGUGCCCUCCCUGACCUCACCCAAG